Varanus komodoensis (Komodo dragon) is the source of this 4723-nucleotide messenger RNA. It is a transcript of the gene DIRAS1, whose product is annotated as DIRAS family GTPase 1. Lineage: Eukaryota; Metazoa; Chordata; Lepidosauria; Squamata; Varanidae. Gene Ontology annotation, molecular function: GTPase activity; GTP binding; GDP binding. The record is from RefSeq and is a predicted model, not a curated record. Gene Ontology annotation, biological process: signal transduction. The transcript is spliced from 2 exons. Gene Ontology annotation, cellular component: plasma membrane. The coding region runs from base 100 to 696 and encodes 198 amino acids.
GUCGCCUCCUCCCGCGUCGUGCGAUGGCUGCUUGGCGGAGGCUCCGCGGCUCCGGGUCGGGCUGAAGCAGGUGCGACAGGUGUGCUCCAACCCGUCAAGAUGCCCGAGCAAAGCAACGACUACCGGGUGGUGGUUUUUGGCGCUGGGGGUGUGGGGAAGAGCUCCUUGGUGCUGCGCUUCGUGAAGGGCACCUUCCGCGACACCUACAUCCCCACCAUCGAGGACACCUACCGGCAGGUCAUCAGCUGCGACAAGAGCGUCUGCACCCUGCAGAUCACCGACACGACCGGCAGCCACCAGUUCCCAGCCAUGCAGCGCCUGUCAAUCUCCAAGGGCCACGCCUUCAUCCUCGUCUUCUCCGUCACCAGCAAGCAGUCGCUGGAGGAGCUCAAGCCCAUCUACCAGCAGAUCGUCCAGAUCAAGGGCAGUGUGGAGAGCAUCCCCAUCAUGCUGGUGGGCAACAAGUGCGACGAGACCCAGCGGGAGGUGGAGACCGGGCAAGGGGAGGCCGUGGCCAAGGAGUGGAAGUGCUCCUUCAUGGAGACGUCGGCCAAGAUGAACUACAAUGUCAAGGAGCUCUUCCAGGAGCUGCUCAACCUGGAGAAGCGUCGCAACAUGAGCCUCAACAUCGACGGCAAGCGUUCCAACAAGCAGAAGCGGGCAGACAAAAUCAAGGGGAAGUGCAGCUUGAUGUGAGGCCGUGCGGCCCCUCACCACUCGCCCUCCUCGUGGUUGUCCUGUCCGCCACCCUUCCUCUCGCGCCUCCCUCGGCAUCUCGGCACUGAAGCGGCACUCGGGGCUUCGCGGCCUCUCCUCCAUUUCAGCUCGGCUCCUUCCACUCGGCAGGGGGGCUACUUCACAUCACAUCACGUGGGAACAGCCCUCCCGGACCCCCCCUCCAAGUGGAGGGGUGGCGAAAACUCCCCCAUGUCCCUUCCUGCUCUCACCCUCGAACUCUUCCAGCAGGACAGAAGAAACGGGGGCUCAGGGUCGCGCUCGGCAGUGACGCUUCCCUGGCCGGCCUGUGGACCUGAGGCACGCGCUCGGCGGGAGGACCCAGUGAAGGAUCCGACCGAGGAGAGAACUGGCUCUUCUCCAGCGCUGGCGCUCACGUGGGCGGCUCCCGUCUCCUCUGAAGCACCUGCUGCACACGGCACAACCAGAAGAGUGCACAGCUCCUCCGUCUCCACCUGGCUUGUCCCCGUCGCCCCUCCCGGGCCUGUCCUGGACUUGUUUGGAGAGGCAGCACGAAGCGGGGGCUGGCAUCACACCGGUGCCGGUGAGCGGAGCUUGCACCUUGCCACCCCGGCUUCGAGGGCCAGAGUCCCGGCGAAGGGGGCACCCACCCAGCCCGCAAAAACACGGUGAUGGCAGCAACACUGCCCUGGCCAGGACCACCCCCCUUGCGCCCACACAUGGGGCCGAGACAAGCCCCUUCGUUUGUCUGGCUGCUCGGGGGGGGGGGGGCACACCCCGGAAGGCUGCUGAGAGCAGGGACUGCCCUUGGGAAUGCCACAUUUCCCGGCCUGGGAAUGACUGGUCCUCCCUGCUGGCUGCCACACUGGGCAAAGAGCUUGGGAGACAAAGCCAUGCCCCAGCUGAAAGGGGGACUGGCCAGUGGCUGGGCUGCCAGGGCUGCUGGGAGGGAAGGGGUGGCCCCACUGCCAAGGGCCAACGGCAUGUCCUCACCCCCAUGAAGCAGGCAGGAGGGGAGAGGGAGCUGUUGCCUUCCACCCCGUCCCUGCCAACCUGGCUAGCUUUCCUUCCCUCUUGUCCUCAUCCUGCCCUUCUAAGUACUCUAGACUUCAAAUACUGCAACUCACUGCAAGAUCUCUCAUUGUAUUUAUUUUUCAUUUAAGGGUUCAUUUUUCAAAGUGGCAAAAGUCGAAAUGACGGAGCACACACCUAGCCAGUGGGGAGAAAAGGGGAAGGGGCCAGGAGGCAGGUGGGCAGGCCAUCUGGAAGCAGUGUCCCCGGGGACAUCACACCCUUUUCACUAGGGCAGAAGUGCUUGUGGGCCAGAGACUGGGAGCAUUUCCCCCAGGUAGCAGGUACUAAUCGCAGCUGUGGACGCAGAGGGAAUGGUUGAGGAGAGGGAGAGAAAGACAGGCACUGUGUGUGUGGGGGGGGGCUUUUUGGUUUCUUCACUCUUUCCCCAGCAUAGCUGACCAGAAAGAGUAAUGAGGACAAGGGGUUGCAAGAUUCCCCCCAUGACAGGGUGAGGAGUGGGGAAGGCCACCUCCUGCCAUUCACUACAAGUGGGUCCCAUGUGGCAGAGAUUACAGAAUCUUAGUUAACUCUCAUUAAAAAGACAGACAAACAGACAGACAGACAGACAGACAGACAGACAUGGUUCAAGUGGCUAGUCCUCGUGGUUACAAAGGCAGGUUUCAUGACAUACAAGCUGAGUUGCAAAAGGCUUUGGGAUAAGUUGUGUUGGGGAAGGCCUGUGUGCUGCUCAUUUGCCUCUGGACCAUGUUUUUCUUCCUUCCUAUGCUUUGCACCUUCCUUUCCUGGACCCAUCACAUGCUUAUUUUUCAUUUUACAUUUUUGGCCUAAACCAUUAUUGGGCACAGGUGAAGAGUGUCAUCAUGGGCAGCUUUUUGCAAAGGGUCAGUGGAAUUUGAAUUGCCAAGAGAACUUAAGCAGUGGGUUGCUUCUGAUGUUGCUUUUUAAUCCACCUGAUGUCCUCUUGCAGUGGGGGGCGAUGGGACACGUGUCAAGACAGUGGACGUUUGGAAUUCCAUUUUGGGCCAGGACUGGACAGCAGCAAGCCCUCCGGAGCGAGAGCUGAGCUGGGGCGGUACUUAGCCAGGCCAAAAGAGUGAGCCCACGGCCUCUCUUUGUUAGAGAAGGUUGCCAAAGAUGGAGCUGGUUUUUUUUUAAACAAAGCCACCUUGAGCUCGGUGCUGAUUGUGUGGAUUUUCCUCCUCCUCCUGGGCAUGGGAAAUGGGGCUGCUGCCUGCCUCAGCCCCCACACUCUCCUCACAGCAAACCGAAGUUAUCACUAGCUGACUUCCAGCUCCCAAUGGAGCAGCUGAAUUUAUGCACAAUCUGGGGACAAGAUGGGCAAAUCCACUCAGUGGGGCACCUGAAAGACACCCUGGAAGGGGGAAAUCCUUCCUGUGUUUUGGGGUGGGGUGCUUCCAGUUUCCACAGAGAGGAGGAUUUGAUGACUGGCACAUUUUCUGUGUCUGCUGACUCCCCCAGUGCCCAUUUCCAGGAGGAGUUUUGUCCGUACUCUUCACCUCUUCUUUGUUUCCUUUGGGAUUCAGGACCUCACUGGAGAGAUUGAUCGCUGGAAGCACAGAACGGGUGCUGAAAUAGCUUGGGAACUUUUAAUGGCCUUGUGCCUCGGGAUGGUGGAGACAGAGUGGGGCUCUCCGUCUCAAUGGGUUUGGAAGUUGCAUGCUCCUCAUAGCGCCCCCGCCCCGCCCCGCCCCGCCAUGUAGAUAGCAAGGCUGCUGCCCAGUAAAGAAAUUUUACACACACAUCUGGGAAUAAGCCCCGUUAAAUGUACUUGGACAAACUUCUGAGUAGACAUGGCUAGGAUUGCAUUUGUUAGUUGACUGACUGCAUACAUUUUUCUUAAUUUUCAAUCAACUCAAUAGUACUGAUGUCUACUUUCAACAACAUUUCCUGGGGCAGUUUUCAAAGUUAAAAUAAAAGCUUAUUAGCUUAUUUUAGCUUCAAAAGAUAAAAGGUUAUCAUGAAACCUCAAAGGAAGCUGCACAAAACAGCUUGUGAAGGCACAAGAUUCCCAUUGAUUUUUUCCGGUUCUUGCUCCUAGGUGUGAUCAAGCCUUCUCCGGUUUAUGGAAAGCUUGUGAAUGAGCUGCUGAGACCCCAAUUCAUUUACCAGUGGGGUUUGAUUGAUCAGUUGUUGGCUAGCUUGGAUUACCUGGGAGUAUGAAUAGAUAGAGGCCUUCCAAAACUGAAAGCAAAGGCUCUGUUCUAGGGCGACUGCAGGUGUCUUAGGAAAAACUCUAUUACGUUUUGGGGCAGGGCAGCUUGCCUCCCACAUGGGGCUGGAGAUGAAGAGGCAGUUUCCUGGAGGAGGUGGAAAAGGCAAGCCUUGCCUUGCCCCUUCUGUGCUGCAGCAUAAACCAGCAUGUACGAAAAGACAGCAAUUAGCACACAUUACGCCAGUAAUUUCAAAAGUGCCAAGAAGUCAGCUCAGUUCCACAGUUCAGUGUGAAUUUGGGCACAGUGUGUGCAUGGAGCUGACCACGGGUCACUCAAGUCACAAUACUUCUCAUGAGGAUCCUUCACACUAAUUUAGUCACUGUUGCUGCUUCUUCACUGACCACCUCUGUGACUCCUACUCACGCUUGAUGAGGACUAGCUUCUCUGUAGAUUUAUGUCAUCCCUUUCCUGCUGGGUUUUUUGCUGGAGAGACUCCAUCUGUCUGCAUGGGACAGGAGACUGCAAGAUCCAUUUUUCUGCUGUAGUUGGCCCCUGCUUUGUGAUCCAGGGACACCGGAAGGGUCUCUCCACAGGGCCCCUGCUCAGAUUUCCUGUCUUGAAUCAUAAAUGGUGCUUCUAAAACUCCAGAGGAAUGGAAGCUUUGCAUUGUAAAUACAGAACCUGUCGUGAAUAGAUUUCCUCUUGAUGCCAGCAUGACAAUAUUAGCUACUGUGCAUCACCGGCUUUUUAAGAAGAGAAAGAAAGAAAACAAACACAAACAAUAUGUAAUGAAGCUGAAACAAACACAUGGUACAGUG